AUGUCCAACAGAGAGACCAGUGGUAGAGGCUCUAGAAAUACCGAGAUCGCCACAGUCAGGACGGUCACAAGGGAGCCCGGCGAUCCGCCCUCCAGUCUCCCUCUUCGCCCGGCUGUACGAACCGGGCCAGCAAAUGUAGUCGAUGUCAGUCCCGACGACAGACAUCCGCCGGCUCGCCGUCAAGAAGCGCCACGCCCGGCCGUCAAUGCCCAAGGCCCUCCUGCAGGCCCGCCCCGACCUCGUUCGAAUGACACCAAACCCCCAGGAAAACCUCCGGCGGCCAAGCCGCCCAGCGAUUUGCCGCCGCCGCCGACGGCGCAGCCUUUGAGCAUUGACAUGGACGGCAAACCGGCCAAUAAACUGAGUCCAGAGAUGCGAGGAGCCGUGUAUCGAGUCAUCAAACUUGCGUUGGAUGUCCUGGAGCAUGACCGUUCGAUCAACAAGCUCAUCCACAUCGGGGCCACUUGUGUGCAGGAUUGGAGUGCGCGAAACAACCCCAAGGAGUUCAUCUAUCCGGCCACGCCAAGUAGCAACGCGAGAUACCUGAACAAGAAACCGACCGAUGCGGAGAUGGGGAGAUGGGUAGAGAUCUACCUCAAGAAAAUCCGCCAAUGCUUCCCCCCCAUCGAUAUACGCAGGCUCGAGGACGGCACGCAUGCCAUGUUCGGCCUGGUCAAUUGGAUGGAAGACGCGAGACAACGCUGCUCCGAGGCACGCAAGCCACUGACCAACGAGAACAUCAUGCUCCAUUGGCACCCCUUGGACUCGGGAGUUAUGCGUCUCCACCUCGAUACCCUCACGGCCGUGGCCCAAGUCAGAGCGAAUUACCUCAAGGCGAAAGAGAAGGGGGACAAAGAUGGUAUAAAGCGGUUCGGUACGGACUACCGGGCCUUCCUAGUUGACGGGGCCUUUACCGUGGCCCAUGAACUCGUCCACUGUUUUGUGCGCUUCCUGUCGGGAGACAGAAGGAUUGGGACCCCUCGUAGUCUCUUGCCCAAGGGCUUCGAAGACAAGCCAACGCGCGGAGAGUCGGGCCGGAUGUGGGAGGAGUUGGUGUUUGGGGGUUGUGUAAAUUACGCGCUGCCCAGUAAGAAGGGCGCUUUCGUGCAGUUGAUGCUUGAGAAGGAGGGCAAGGAGGCGCAGGUCGACCCCGACCACGUCAAGGAUAUAGCCCAGGGCAAACUCAGGUUUCCCCUCAAGACGGUCGGAAAGUGGCAGGAUAUCUAG
This is a messenger RNA of Chaetomium globosum CBS 148.51, 1227 nucleotides long. RefSeq lists its product as uncharacterized. Lineage: Eukaryota; Fungi; Ascomycota; Sordariomycetes; Sordariales; Chaetomiaceae. The transcript is spliced from 3 exons. The record is from RefSeq and is a predicted model, not a curated record. The coding region runs from base 1 to 1227 and encodes 408 amino acids.